AUGGCUGUCCAAGCUUUUGAAAGUUCUCAUGAUGAUUUAAUUCAUGAUGUAUCUUAUGAUUUUUAUGGAAAACGUAUGGCAACUUGUUCUUCAGAUCAAAGAGUUAAAGUAUGGGAAUAUAGUCAAGAGAACAGUUGCUGGGAACCAGUUGAUACCUGGAAGGCACACGAAGGGUCUGUUUUGAAAGUUUCUUGGGCUCAUCCCGAAUUUGGACAAGUAAUAGCAACUUGUUCUUUUGAUCGCACUGUGCGUAUUUGGGAAGAACAAGAACAUGAAUCUAGAAAUAGUGGUAAGCGAUGGACAGAAAAGGCAGUCUUAAGAGAAAGCACCGGUUCUGUGCAAGAUGUAGAAUUUGCACCAAAUUAUAUGGGAUUAAAAUUUGCAACGUGUGCAGCUGAUGGAAUGUUACGAAUAUAUGAAGCACUUGAAGUAAAUAAUUUAGCACAAUGGACUUUAAUGGGAGAAAUAAAUAUAACAACAAAUACCGCGGGAAAAGAAUCAGAUGGUCAUUAUUGUCUAUCCUGGUGUCCAUCACGGUCUACAACUCCAAUGAUUGUAAUUGGAUGUGGUAAAGAAAAUUGUGCAAAAAUUUUUAGACAAGACUCUACGAAUAGAUGGCAAGCUUUUGAAAUAUUAGAUGGUCACGCCAAUACAGUUUAUGAUGUUAGUUGGGCUCCUAGUAUGGGAAGGGCAUAUCACCUUAUCGCUACAGCAUCAAAAGAUCAUAAUGUUAGAAUUUUCAAAUUAGUGGACAAUAAAAAAGAAGGAUUCGAGAUCACACGUGCUCCUGAACUUUCUGAUCACAAUGUUGAGGUUUGGAAAGUUGAAUGGAAUGUAACUGGCACUAUAUUAUCAUCUUCGGGAGAUGACGGGAAAGUUCGAUUGUGGAAGUGUUCACUUCAAAGUGGAGAAUGGAAGUGCAUGAGCACCAUUUACUACGAUCGACAACCGGAAAGUAUGGAGAUGUAG
Messenger RNA from Diversispora eburnea, 969 nucleotides. The record is from the annotation of a GenBank genome assembly. NCBI's taxonomy places the organism in Eukaryota, Fungi, Glomeromycota, Glomeromycetes, Diversisporales, Diversisporaceae.